UCAUUGUGCUUUCGUCUCGGGGUAGUAACACUCGCUCAAAAAAAAUCAAACAUUUGGAUCCCCCUCUAGGUAUCCUGCGUUUGCCCCUAGACUCUGUCACAUUUUGAGCCCUCGUUUACCUAAAGCUCAUGCUUGCCUGGCUGAGACCCACAUACGAAUCUGGCAGCGGAGAGAGGGGAUUCUCCUCCCCCGGGGAAGAGAGCCGUAUAACAACAGCCCGCCGCUACCGCACGCCAGACAUAACACACACAGCAGCAGCGUGAUAGUGGCACAUGGCGCAAACACAGCUCUAUUCUCCCCCAGCCCCCGCACAGUCCGUCCCCCGGCCCGCUGCCGUUACCCUCCUCCCGUGCUGCUGCCUGUGUGACUGCGGUACCAUUAGCAGCCGCCGAGUCAGAUGAUGCGCUGACGCCUCUCCCGCUGUCCGACUCAGCCAUGUGCGUCCUGUGAUUGGCCGGACUGGGUCACGUGUGGCGGCGGACAGCUGGCUGCGGCUGAUCGCGGUCGGUGCAGCCGCCUGCUCCCCGCUUCACUGUCCGGGCUUCCUCGCUCGGCCUCUGCAACUCCUUUCCCGCCGCAGCAUGGGAGACAAGAAAAGCCCUACAAGGCCGAAGCGGCAGCCGAAGCCGUCGUCAGACGAGGGGUACUGGGACUGCAGCGUCUGCACCUUCAAGAACAGCGCCGAGGCCUUUAAAUGCCUGAUGUGUGAUGUGCGCAAAGGGACCUCCACCCGAGCUAUGAAGUCACUGCAGGCUGCACUUCCCCUACCAGGACUGCAUUUUGAAAAGCCACAAAGCAAGAAAAUUGUUACUGGGAUUCACAGAAGCGUCUACAAAAGGAAACCUCGGCCGGUAUCGCAGCUGGUUGCACAGCAGGUAACUCAGCAAUUUGUGCCUCCCAUGCAGUCAAAGAAGGAAAAAAAAGACAAAAUAGAGAAAGAAAAGAGUGAAAAAGAAACUCCUAUUAAAAAGAACAGUAACAAGAAAGCAAGGCCACGAUUGAAAAAUGUGGAUAGAAGUAGCGCACAACAUUUGGAGGUUACUGUGGGGGACCUAACAGUCAUUAUUACAGACUUUAAGGAAAAAACAAAGUCCCCCCCUACAUCCAGUGCCACCUCAGUGGACCAGCACAGUCAGAGUGGAUCUGGCUCUGAAAACACAGAGCGUGGAAUUUCCAGGUCAUCUUCACCCAGGGGAGAAACAUCAUCAGUAAAUGGGGAAUCUCAUUAGUUUCUCUCUAGUCUUUCCUUCAUAUUGUGACAGGAAUAUUCUGCCAAUAGUCACCACAGUUACAUGGGAAAAUCUGAGGCAAAUCUGGUAUUUUUUGAGGAAGAAAAUGGUUAUGUACGCACUUAUUUUUUUUUAUAAAUAUAUAUAUAACUCUUCACUUGUAAGUGCACCUUGAAUGAAAAGACUAUCGAUGUGACACCAAAACAUGAAAAAGGUUGAUAUAAACAGAAAUAAUAUAUACUACUACUCUGCAUUUUGUAAAGAUGUUCUACUUGUUUGAGCCUCUUGAAUAUUUACCCUAUGAAUACAGUGUGUACUGGCUGCCAUGUCUAUCCUAUAGUCUGAUGUUUGCUUUUCUUCCCAAGGUACAGCAGUAACAGGGACACUAUCCUUUUUAUUUAUGUUGUAAAGGGUAUAGUUAUCUAUUUUGCACAAAAUUCAAUUUAAACGGUUUUAUUGUUAGAACAAAUUACACGAAGCAGCUGAUUUGUAUCUCCCUGAGCCUCAAUACUUACCAGUAGGUAACCCUGUGUGAUACCUAACUUCAGAUAGUGUGCAUCUUAUCAGUUGGGGAUUGUUCUCAUAGAUUUUCACAGUGCUUGUCCGCAGCACAGAAUAGUACAUGAAUUAUUAUUAUUUUAAAAUAUGAGUUUUAGCUGUCUGAGGAGUAGUUCUAAGGAUUUAUGAUCACUGUGAUAGUCUUAGGCUACUAAUAAGCAGUUGGUCUAUGGCACGUACGAGUGAGGGAGUUUAGCAAGUAGUGUUAUCAGAUGAAGGUGGACUGUGGUGCAAGGCUAUUGCAGAGUCCAAUUUAGUGAAACAUAGAGAGACACAAUUUUUCAUAUUAUAUUUAUAAUACUGAAUCCAUUACACAAGCCUAUAUUCAAAACCAUAAACUGAAAAAUAUUUGUUCAUGACUGGGUCACUAACAUCACAUUGACAUAGGAGCUAUAAUUUUCCUAUUUGUAAUUGGCUGUUUGCUAUGAUUACACACUUGUCUCAUUUUAAAUUUGGUUACGUAAAAAAACAGGGCUAAAACUGUACAUACAUGUAUUUAAUCUCAGUCUUGAACAAAUGUAUAUAGAUCCCUUUCAUUUUAGGUGUUACUAGCCUUUCAAUGUCAGCUUGUAAAAUACUUUAUAUAUGCGCGCACACACAGUCUGAAAGUUGACCGUAAACCGUUACAAUUUCAAAUGAGACCUCAACAACUGAAAGAAUAGAAAACCAAUUUCGCCCCAGAAUAGUUUCUCCUCUGUUUUUUCAAUGAUACUUGAACAGAAUGUGAAGUCACUAUCUCUGUGCCUAGCAGGGGCUGGAGAAGUAGGAGACACCGAGCAAGGUAUAAACAGUUUACAAUAGGGACUGUGCACUGAAACUGGCACCUGAUUGUUUUGAACUGCUUAAUAUCUUACCUGAUCACCCCCAUCACUGCCUGCAACGCUACACAUGUCUACUGCUUCUGUCCAAGCCAUGAUCACAAAAGGAGAUGCCUAGGGGAAGCACAUCCCAUUGGAUCAUGGAAGCAGGGGCUAGUGUACGGUCGAGAGUCCAUUUGAUUUGGAGCUCUGUAAAGCUACACAUCUGGCUUAAUUCAGAACGAGUUCAAAUACUUGCAGUUGUGUGCACCCCUGGGAUACUUGGGCA
Pseudophryne corroboree (corroboree frog) is the source of this 2873-nucleotide messenger RNA. RefSeq names its product YY1 associated factor 2 (gene YAF2). Gene Ontology annotation, biological process: positive regulation of DNA-templated transcription. Gene Ontology annotation, molecular function: DNA binding; transcription coregulator activity. Lineage: Eukaryota; Metazoa; Chordata; Amphibia; Anura; Myobatrachidae. The record is from RefSeq and is a predicted model, not a curated record. Bases 582 to 1229 code for a protein of 215 amino acids. The transcript has 5 exons. Gene Ontology annotation, cellular component: nucleus.